AUGUCCUCCGCCGCCGCCAGCGCGUGGCGGCGCUCCCUCCGCGGCGCACUCCUGCGCGGCUCCCCGUGGCGCGCCGGCGCCGGCCCCUCCCGGCAGGCCAGCACGGCUUCCGCAGCUUCGUCGGGCGCGCCGGCCGGACCCGCGGCUGCUACUAAUAAGGUGCCCCCGCCUCCCCGCAAGGGUAGGCUUUUGACUGGCGCCAUGAUAGGGCUGACUAUUGCUGGAGGUGCUUACGUGAGUACUACCGACGAGGCCACACUUUGUGGCUGGAUAUUCAGAUCAACAGAACUGGUGAAUCCACUUUUUGCACUGCUGGAUGCAGAGUUUGCUCAUCGUUUGGCUGUUACUGCUGCUGCUCAUGGAUUUGUUCCAAAAGAAAAGAGACCUGAUCCACCAGUUCUUGGGCUAGAGGUUUGGGGUAGGAACUUUACAAAUCCAAUUGGCCUUGCUGCUGGUUUCGAUAAAAAUGCUGAGGCCGUUGAGGGUCUAUUGGGUCUUGGAUUUGGCUUUGUGGAAGUUGGCUCUGUGACACCACAGCCUCAAGAGGGAAAUCCCAAGCCUCGGAUAUUCAGAUUGAAAGAGCAUGGUGCUGUAAUCAAUCGCUGCGGGUUCAACAGUGAAGGAAUUGUAGUAGUCGCUAAGCGUCUUGGGGCACAACAUGGUAAGCGGAAGAUGGAGGAAACUUCGAGCUAUCCUUCAUCAACCAGUAAUGUAAAGCAGGGAGGGAAAGCAGGACCUGGAAUUCUGGGUGUCAAUCUUGGCAAGAACAAGACUAGUGAAGAUGCUGCUGCUGACUACAUCCAAGGAGUUCAUUCGUUGUCGCAGUAUGUUGAUUACCUGGUCAUUAAUAUCUCCUCGCCAAAUACUCCAGGCCUUCGGGCCUUGCAAGGUAGAAAGCAAUUGAGGGAGCUUGUGAAGAAGGUGCAUGAUGCACGGGAUGAAAUGCAGUGGGCUGAAGAUGGUCCACCACCAUUGCUUGUGAAGAUCGCACCGGACUUGUCGAAGGAGGACCUUGAGGACAUUGCUGCGGUUGCUCUUUCUUCCAAGUUGGAUGGCCUGAUUAUAUCGAACACAACAAUUGCAAGGCCGCCUCCUGCAGAUGCACAUCCACUAGCUCAAGAAACCGGUGGAUUAAGUGGGAAGCCUCUGUUUGACUCAUCUACCCGCGUCCUCAAGGAGAUGUAUAUCCUUACCGGGGGCACUGUUCCCCUCAUAGGCUGUGGUGGUGUAACUAGCGGUGAGGAUGCGUACAAGAAGAUACGUUCUGGAGCUACACUUGUUCAACUUUACACUGCCCUUGCCUAUGGUGGUCCAGCUCUCAUCCCAAGAAUAAAGGCUGAGCUAGCAGAAUGUCUAGAAAGGACUGUUGUGGGUAUACUUCAUGGGUGUACCAUCGACAGUGCCUGGAUCCGGCAAGCCCGGGUGGCCCAUAGAUGGUGAUGUGGCAUGUGGCCCA
Molecule: messenger RNA, 1456 nt
Organism: Lolium rigidum
Lineage: Eukaryota; Viridiplantae; Streptophyta; Magnoliopsida; Poales; Poaceae
Product: dihydroorotate dehydrogenase (quinone), mitochondrial-like
Exons: 11
Coding region: 1-1440 (479 amino acids)
Biological process (GO): pyrimidine ribonucleotide biosynthetic process; 'de novo' pyrimidine nucleobase biosynthetic process
Cellular component (GO): mitochondrial inner membrane; cytoplasm
Molecular function (GO): dihydroorotate dehydrogenase activity
Source: RefSeq, a predicted model, not a curated record